Molecule: messenger RNA, 6433 nt
Organism: Scomber japonicus (chub mackerel)
Lineage: Eukaryota; Metazoa; Chordata; Actinopteri; Scombriformes; Scombridae
Gene: fbrs
Product: fibrosin
Source: RefSeq, a predicted model, not a curated record
UCGCACAACUGACAAGGGUUGUGUCUCCCUGCUUUUCACCAUAAAUUUACAAUUGAGUGGAAACUUGUGAAAAGGAGGGCAGCAGCAGGAGCGGAUCUUUUUUUCGGGAGGGUGUUACUCUCUCUCUUUAUAUAUAUAUCUGUGUGUAUGUGCGUGUAUAUGUGUGUGUGAGUGUGUUUUUUUUUAUAUCUGCACACUGGAUAUUUUUUCUUUAACGAGACACAGAAACAACCAUUGAGUGGAAACCAUCGGCGAGAAGAGAACUUCAACUUCUCCUCCUCUUCUCCCCAUAACAUUUGGAUUUAUACACGUACACAAGCGUUGUAGAGGAGGCUGCAUGAAGGAGCUGCCCGGCCCGGCGGGGGCUCGGCCGACACCCUCGUUUAUGGAAAUCGACACCGAGGCUUUAACACUCGGGCCUUGAUUUUUUUUUCUCUCUUUUUAUGACGGAGGAUAAUCGUGAAGAAGAAUUAUAUGUGGAUACGCGACAUAUUAACACUCUACGGAUGACUUAUUGAUUAAAAUGAUCCAGUUUUGCCCCCUUUUGAAAAUUUUUUUUGGGACAAAUUGAUCGGCUAACAGCUGCUAGCUAGCCCGGAGAGCUAACGUUACGUCUUUCUUUUGAUGCAGCCGUUUACUCCUCGGCCAUCAACUAAAAAAAAAUAUAUAUAAUCUAAUUGUUACACAUUAUAAGUCAAAUUAGCUUCUUGGUGUACUAUCCAAAAUUAUCCAAACAUCUGUUUUUUUCCUUUUUUUUUUGGGAAAAAGAAUAUAUGUUUAUUCUUCGGGCAAAUUGUAUUGUGAUGUAUUGAGCUAGUUCAUGCUAUGCUAUGCUACAAACGGCUAAUUAACCGUCACUAAACUAAAUAUUAGCUGGCUUUAAAUAUAACGUUCUUAUUUUAGGUUUAUAUCUAAAUUCAAAACAUAAUAACGGUUAAGCUCGUGUUCAUACUAUCCUACAAACGGCUAAUUAACAGUCACCUAAACUAAACGUUAGCUGGCUUUAAAUCUGAAGUGUUUUUUUUAAUAUAACGUUCUUAUUUCAGGUUUAAAUCUACAUUUAAAACAUAAUAACGGUUAAGCUCGUGUUCAUUCUAUCCUAAAAACGGCCAAUUAACCGUCACCUAAACUAAACGUUAGCUGGCGUUUUGUUAAAAAAUAUAACGUUCUUAUUUCAGGUUUAAAUCUAAAUUAAAACCAUACUAACGGUUAACCUCGUGUUCAUACUAUCAUACAAACGGCUAAUUAACCGUCACUUAAAUGUUAACUGGUGUUUUUUAAUUUAACGUUCUUAUUUCAGGAUUAAAUCUAAAUAAAUUCAAAACAUAAUAACGUUGAAGCUCGUGUUCAUGCUAUCCAACAAACGGCUAAUUAACCGUCACCUAAACUAAACGUUAGUUGGCUUUAAAUCUGAAGUGUUUUUAAAUCUAAAUUAAAAACAUAAUACAGUUAAACAUACAAAUACUGGAUAAUGUCUACCGGUGCGUUAACAGUAACUGUAACGUCGUGUAUGUAUAUGUAGGGUUAGUGGCCUUUUAAAGCUAUAAGUGGCUAACUCAUUAUGCUAACAGCUUUUUUGGGAAAUUCAACAGUUAUAUUAAGCCAUGCCAACAUACGUGUGGUUAUAAUUUUUGAAAUAGACACACUGGUACAUUAGUCAUUUAUUAUCUGCAUUUGAAAAAACGAAGUCUUGUCUUCAUAUUUUUGUUGUUUACAUGCGUUUAACUUAUUUUUGGGCUUGUGUGGCUAGCUAGCUGCUUUAGUUAGUUAGCCGUCAGCAGCCAUGUCCUGACAUUUUAUACACGAUUUAGGAUGUUUUGAAUAAAUUCACACAUCCUUUUUUACUCAUGUGGAGUUAAAGUUCGUGUUCAUAUUCACUGAGAUGACACUCAAAUUUCGCCGAAAGAAAGGCUCCGAAGCCAAAAGACUGUUGUCAAAGGACGGUAAAUAAUAGCCACUGGUUCCGUUAACGCCAUUUUAACCGGCGCUCCUCUGCUUAUAAAGGGGCCUGUGUGUGUGUGUUUGGUGGAGGGGAGGGGAGGGUGGGGGGGAGUUGAGUUUAAGUGCCUUUUUAAUAUUUUUUGGAGGUGUCACUGGAGUUACUAAAAGAGGAAGGUGUUGUUUGAUCAUCAUCAUGGAGGGCCUGAGCCGAAGCACUGGAUCCAGGCGGAGCCGUCGGUCCCGUUCACAGCGAGACAGGGACCGGCGGAGGAGGCGAGUGGACCUGGCCGAGCAGAGGGCCACAUCCCUGUCCUCAGGCUCCGACAGGGAGGCGUGCGGCACCAACAGUGUGCUGGGGCCCGGUGGGAGAGAGUGCAGACCCGGGUUUGGGAGACACAGGCCGCCACGCCGGAGGAAGAGAGAGUCGGUGUCCUGCGAGGAAGACAUCAUCGAUGGCUUCGCUAUAGCCAGCUUCAUCAGCCUGGAGGCUUUGGAGGGACAUCCUCUGGAGACUGGCUACAUCUGUGACACGGAGAGUGAUACAGGAGACAAGGCCUCCGACAACGACAUGGAUCCAGUGUUCACAGUCAGCACAAGGAAAGUCGCGGAGCCGGCCCCCUCAAACAUGGGCACAUCCAUGGGCAAAAGCUGCCCCCCUCUCCAGGCCCGCAGCGGCGUCUCCCGGCUGAUGGUGACCCCGAGAGUUUCCGGCCUGGAGCGAAGUCAGGAGAAAAACCUGGAGCCGCAUUUCCCAGAGCCCGUCGCUUCUUCUACCUCGUCUGCCCCCUUCUCUUGCCUGCCUUCCCCGAUCGCCGCCUCGGGCACGAUGCCCCGCCACGGCCCGAUGAACACUAACGGCGGCCGCCACCACAACGGCAGCCCGCCGCUCUCCAAACCCAAACCCUUCCUCACUCUGCCUGGACGGUCUCACUCGAUCUACAACAGGAGCAACACGCCAGUCAAACCUCCGUCGUCUGCUUCGUCUGUCGCGUCUUCCUCGUCCUCCAUGCGGCCCCCGACUCCCUCCACCAGUGUGUCUCUGCCCUACAUCCGCAGCGCAGGAUCCUCAGGGCCCCUCCGACCCCCCUCCCGAGCCGGCUCCGGGGCCCUGUUCACGUCCUCGCCUGGCCUGCCUCCUCCUCCGCCUCUGCUACAAGUACCUCCCCACUCGACGGCAGCAGACCAGGAAAUCCUGCGCCAGAACUUAAACUCCCACUUCUUGAACGCACAAGAGCGCGAGGGCAGACGCAGCGUCCCGGGUGCCGAGAACAACUCGGAGCCGUCGGCCGCUCCACGCGGAGGCCCGUCGGCGUCGGGCUCCACGCCGGGAUCGUCUGGCCGGUCGUCUCAGAACCAGCCGAGCAUCCCGCUGGCCUUCCAGUUCCAUCAGCACAACCACCAGCACCAACACACGCACACGCACCAACACUUCACGCCCUUCCUGCACCCCACGCCUACCGCACCGCCUCUGUUUGAUAAGUAUCCAGGCAAAAUGGACGGGCUGUACAGACACCCUUACUUCCCACAAUACCCGCCGCCCUCAGUGCCGAGUAAGCCUGUGAUUCCUCCCGCCGGGCCUUUCAGCUCCCCAGGAGCCUUUCAGCCAAAGCCUCUUGUCCCUCAGGGAUCGGGUCCUGAUAUAACGGCUCGGCUCGGUGUUGUGCCUCACCACCUGCAGCCCAAAGACCCCCGGCUAACUGAUCCAUUUGGGACAUCGUUGAAAAUCAGUAAUAAACCAGGAAAAUGGUGCGCUAUGCAUGUUUAUGUGGCCUGGAUGAUUCAGCAUCAGAGAAAAGUGAAGCUGAUGCAGGCUGAUCCUCACAAGUUGGACUUCCGUACUGACCUGCUGGCCCGUCUUCCCGGCGCCGGGGGACUGGGCCCGCUGGGACCCAUAGGAGGAGCCAUGCCUCCCACUCAUGACCUGACCAGACCUCCCAGUCUGUUCUCAGCUACAGGUGCAGUCAAUCCGUCCUCAGCUCCUUUCAUGUCUCCAUCAACGCCACACUCCUCUUUCCUGGCACCAGCUGCACACUUAGAUCCGUACGGCCGAUCCCCGCCCUUCACCCCGCUGGGAGCUCUGGGUUCUGGUGCCUUCGGAGGACUAGCGGGCUCCAUGUUUGGUCCUAAAGACUCACCGGUCGGAGGACUGUCCAACCCGAAUCAUCACGACCCGUGGAAUCGCUUACACGGCGGCCCGUCCGGAUUCCCUCCUGGACCCAGCUGGGCUAAAGGGGCGGACAAGAGGGAUGAGAGGGACCGAGGGAAGGACGGAGAGAGGAGAGACAUACCACAUAUUAAAGAUGAGAAGGACAGAGACAACAUGCUGUACGGCCGACAACCUGUGAGAAUGUCUCCAGUCGCUCCUUCCUUCAAGCCCCGCAGUAGCACCCCGGUCUCCCACAUCAACGGCCACAGCAGCUCCCUGGGGGGCAGCGGCGGGCCCAUCGAGGACCUGACGCGCAGCCUAAACAGAGACAGAGAGCGGGAGCGGGACAGAGACGGGGACAAGAGGCCGCUGCCCACAGUGUCUUCGAGGGGGCCUCCGCUCGGCCCUUCGUCUUUAGUAGCAGACAGGGACAGGCCGAGGUCUUCCUCAUCCUCCGUGCUCACCACCCCCCCGCCCUCCAACCGCUCGGCCCCGUCUCCUUUGGACCUUUACCCCCGCCAAAUGGCUCCGACAGUACACAGCCUCCACAGCGAACCCUCACACUCCCAAAGAGACGGCAGCGCCCCCCCAUCCUCCUCCGCCUCCUCUUCUGUCACAUCUUUGUCUCAGGCCAAGAAGUCUGAUCGGACCACACCCGUCUCCAAACCUCCUCUGCUCCUCCCGCCGGUGAAAGUGAAAGAGGAGCGGAAAGAGGAGCCGGAGCACAUCCCCAUCACGCUGCCUCCCCCCGUAUCCAACCACAGCUUCGAGCGCCCCAACAGCCAUCCGCACCACCACAGAUCCGGUACUCCUUCCUCUUCCUCUUUAUCACUGACUCCUACUCCCGGCGUCCCCCACCAUCCACCCACUCCGAACCCUCCGAACCCCCCGCACCCUCAGCACCCUCAGCACCCCCAGCACCAUCAGCACCCUCAGCAUCCUCAGCAUCCUCAGCAUCAUCAGCACCAUCAGCACCCUCAGCACCCUCAGCACCAUCAGCACCCUCAGCACCAACACCUCGCCCUGCUGGACCGCUCAAGAGCCCUGGAGGCGUAUCUGGGGAGCGCAGGUGCCGGCGGGUUGGUAGUGGGUCCGGGCGGAGAACGCUUCACCCACGGGCCGCAACAAGGGCCGUCGCAGGGUCCGCACAGCUUCACUUGGGACCCCUGGAGGGAGCUGGCGGCUCAGCAGCAACAUCAGCAUCGCAGGGAGGCUCUGGCGCUGCGGUCGGACCCUCACCUCGCCCUGCGGUCCGAUCCGCACCUGGCCCGGCUGCUGCAGCAUCAGCGCCUCCUGGAUGCGGAGAGGGUCGCGGCCGUGGCGGCUGCGGCGGCGGCGGCUAACCCUCACCACCCUUCCACGUCUACCUCUUCUGCCUCCAACGUCGUCCGCCAGGAGUUCGGCCUCAUGGCUCACCACUUCGACCGCCCCCCUCAUCAGCUCGGACCGCCGGGAGGAGGCCUGAUGGACGAGGAGCAGCGCGCCCAGAUCCUGAGGGAAGACUUUGAGCGGGCUCGCAUCUUCGGCAUGCACCCGCACCUUCCUCACGGCGCCCACCUCUCGAGCCCCUCCCACGCUGCUACUGCCGCUCACCUGGAGCAGCUCCACUCUGGCCUUCUCUCGCACCAACUCCCCCCGGGAGCGGCGGCGGCGCAUCAGCACACCGCGGGUCUCUACUCGCGGCUGGGCCAACUACACGCACACAACGGCAUCCUGGCGAAGACCCCCGGGGGUUUGGUGGGACCCAUGCCGGUGGGGGCGCCGCCUCCGCUCAUUCCGUCCAUCACCAGCCGGUCGUCCACGCCUCCCCGCGGUUCUAGACUCACGGGGCCGGGUGAGCUGGCUCUGUACAGCGCCCACAAAGACGGAGAGUCCAGAUAGUACAGGGACAACACUGGAGGAGAUUUAAGGGAAAUGUCAGGAUCACUGUGCUGCUCUCAACCUGCCCCCCCCUCACCCCUCCUUUUUUUUUUUUUGUUUUCUCCCUCUCUUGCAAACUACUAAACCCUCCCCCCCCUCCCCGGUUUAAAAACCGAGUCCUAGUGACCGUAACUGGGGAGGAGAUGAUGGUAGAGAGGGGAAAUGCAAGACUCAUCAGUGUGACUUUGAAUAUGCCCCCCCCCCCAAUGGUUCUAUCAGUGCAAUUUAAAGGUACAUGGUUUCUGUGCAUCUUGGUGUACUUUGGUUUUUUUAAUUUUCUAACAGCUGUUGGUUAAGUACAGUAAUCUGAACGCUGUAAGAAGAAGAAGAAGAAGAAGCAGAAGAAGAGGCAGAGGACAGCUUUUUUUUUUUUUUUUUUUUUUUCCUUUUCAUUUAGUCAGGUGAAAUAUGAUCCGUGCUUAUAAU